Messenger RNA from Coturnix japonica (Japanese quail), 2862 nucleotides. It is a transcript of the gene MAPK15, whose product is annotated as mitogen-activated protein kinase 15. The record is from RefSeq and is a predicted model, not a curated record. Gene Ontology annotation, molecular function: MAP kinase activity; ATP binding. Gene Ontology annotation, biological process: protein phosphorylation. Lineage: Eukaryota; Metazoa; Chordata; Aves; Galliformes; Phasianidae.
CUUUACGGCCGCUGCCGCCCAGUACUUAUGCGCGGCUUCCAGCUGCUCGCGCACGCGCAGUGCGUCGCGUCCGUUUCCAUAGCGACGGAGAUGAGCGCGGAGCCGCCAGCGAUGGACGAACCGGAGGUGGACGCGGCCGUGGCGGAGAAGUACGAGAUGAAGAGACGGCUGGGAAAGGGGGCUUACGGCAUCGUAUGGAAAGCAAUUAAUCGCAGGACGGGAGAAAUAGUUGCAGUUAAAAAGAUUUUUGAUGCUUUCAGGAACAGAACAGAUGCUCAGAGAACAUUUCGUGAGGUUAUGUUCCUGCGGGAAUUCGGAGAGCAUCCAAAUAUCAUCAAGUUGCUUGAUGUUAUCCGAGCUCAGAACAACAAGGACAUCUAUCUCAUUUUUGAGUCUAUGGAGACAGAUUUACAUGCUGUGAUUAAGAGGGGGAAUUUGCUGAAAGACAUCCACAAAUGUUACAUUCUCUAUCAACUCCUGAAAGCCACUAAAUUCAUCCAUUCAGGAAACGUUAUUCACAGGGAUCAGAAGCCCUCAAAUGUCUUGCUGGAUGCAGACUGCUUUGUGAAGCUUUGUGAUUUUGGGCUGGCCCGUUCUUUAUGUCAGAUGGAUGAAGAGCAAAGCAGCCCUGCCUUAACAGAGUAUGUGGCCACGCGCUGGUACCGAGCCCCUGAGAUCUUACUUUCCUCCCGCAGCUACACUAAGGGGGUAGACAUGUGGAGCAUUGGCUGUAUCCUGGGUGAGCUGCUACUUGGAAAACCUCUUUUUCCUGGAACAUCAACCAUCAAUCAAAUAGAACAGAUCUUGAGGGUCAUUCCUGCCCCAUCCUCAGACGAUAUUAUGGCUAUGCAAUCAGACUACAGGGCCUCAAUUAUUGACCGCAUGGCUUCCAGGCAACGGGUAACAUUUGAGGAGAUUUUACCAUCCUCUACUCCUUUGCCUGCCUUAGAUCUUCUGAAGAAGCUUUUAGUGUUUAACCCUGAUAAACGGCUGACAGCAGAGGAGGCCCUUCAGCAUCCGUAUGUGAAAAGGUUUCAUUGCCCUGCCAGGGAGCCCUCUCUGGGUUAUGAUGUGAUUCUUCCUUUAGGUGAUGAUACUCAGCUGUCUGUGGCAGAAUAUCGAAACAAAUUAUAUGAGAUGGUCCUUGAAAAGAAAGUAAAUAGCCAUCCAAAGGAGCAAAUGCAGAGAGGAGACACUGAAUUAAGUCAGUCUCAACCCAGACCAUUCUUUCCAAAUUCCAAUCCUGCAACUUUAACCACCAGGAAAAGCCACAGAGUGGCAACGCCGCCUCUGCCAAAACAUCCACACACGGAUGCUGCAAGUACAGCCAAUGUCCAGGUAGAGGUAUCCAACCUGAACGAAGACUUCUCAACAUCUUUAUGUCAGAGAUCAAAGAUCAACGUGAUAUACAACCCCAUAACGCACUCUGCUGCUCAAACAGGUAAUGCAAAUUCUGGUGCUGUGAUCAGGACCUGUUCUGCACCAGCUCCUCAGCAAGGAAGAACCACCAGCAAUGGGAAGCAGAGGAGACAAAUUACGUGGGCAAAUGCAAAUACUCAGCUGCUUCCUACAAGCGUGCACAAGCUUUGCAGUAAUCCACGAAAUACUCAGUUGCACAGCAAAGAUGUUCAGCCCCUUCUGAAAUCCAGUAAAAAGAUGUUCCAUGUUACUGCCAAUGUGGGAGCUGCUGGGGAUCCGAAAGCAUCGAUGGGCAGUUACUCUCAGGCCUAUGGAACCAUAUGCAAAUCUGCACUGCAGAGCCUUCUGAUAUCCAAUUCCUCCCAGCAACACAAGGAGCCAAUAUGGAAGAGUUCAAACUAGGUCUCGUCAGCCCCCUAAUUAUCCGGGAACAGCAAAUGGGAGCUCAAUAUAAAAGGCAUUUGAAGUUGCCCCAGCCAAACAGAAAUUCAUAGCUUUCCUUGGGACAAAACAACAAGGAAAAGAAAUGAAUCCUUUUGCCUUCCAGUCUGCCCAACUAUUUGUUCCCACACCAUGCGAGUUCUGUCCAUAUUCCUUAAUUUCAUUGCUGCAAAACAUCACAGAAGGCCGCAAUGUUCCAUACAAAAAUGGUUGGACUAAAUGAUCCUGUAGGUCUUUUCCAACCUUGAUAAUUCUGUAAUUCUGUGAUACUUGGCUGUCUUCAGACAUACUCACAUUUCCUCAGUGGGGUCAGAGGUACUGCCACAGUCCAGGCCUCUUUUGAGCAGAACAAUUAACUGUCUGCUUCCUGAAGACCAAGGCUGAACUCUUCACAGAUAAUAUUAAAAACCUUCAUUUUAUAUCACACUAAUUUAUAUAUGACUCUUUCAGGGCAAGCGAAUGAGCCUGAAUAAACAAAAUCAGUGAUAAUUACUUUCAACACAACAAAGUAUAAAAGCAUUUUAAGCAUGGGUGGGCUCUGUUACGAUACUCAAUACUUUACCUGCCAUGCAUUAAUAAUGUCAGCACUGCAAUCAUAAAUCUUCUGUGUUGUGCUACAGAAAAAGUGUAUGGUUUGGUGGCCGUUUGAACUCUGUUGGAGGGAGAAAUACACAAGGGAUGUCCUGUUCAAUAUGUAAGAUGAUGGCAACUUCUUUUCUUUCAGAAAGCAAGAUUUGCUAUUGCUGCAGCACCAUGAAGCUGCCACCAGGCAGCAGUGGGACUACAGCGUCACAUCCCAUAGCUUUCAUUGGUCCUUUACAUAUAGUCCAUUUUAAAACUCUUUUCCUGGUCAAAUGCUGAUUCUUUAUACGUUCUUAUUUAAUGUCUAUCGGUCUCUGUCCAUGAAAUUGUACUUCACUUGAGAUGUUAGUGUUCUUAGCUUUGGAACUGUGGUUAAAGAGGGAAUCCAGGCAUUAAACUGCAAAAUAUGAGUUCUGCUGC